AUGGCGGGAGUCAAGCGCAAACUCGACUCCAAAGGGUCUGCAGGUGCCACAGCGGCAGGCCCAGCCCCCAGUACUCCAAGUAAGUUUCCCCUGCUCUUGACCCAAGCCACGGUCUCUGAUCGUCGUCUAGACUCUACUUCUGCCGACUCUUCUCACGUGCGUGUCACGCGGAGUCAUCGGGCAAGCCAGGAUGCGCGGGCCGGUCCCAUCGAGAGCCACAGAAACCACGUCACGCCCAGCAAGAAUGGCCCGCCGCGCUUAUCGCGGAUCAUUACUCUCAAGACCCGGCCGUCGAAGCCGGAUUCUUUCCCAAAGAAUGUGGCCAACGCCUCUGCCGCUAAUGCAGCGAACAGCCCAGCGAAUCUGGCUCGUGAGACGCGAGCCUCUAGAACUCGAGCGGCGGCACCUGCUGUCCCUCCGAUGCCAAUUGUGCCCCCUGUUGAUGGGGAACCGUCACACAGCCCCGAAACUCCACGGCCCAAAAGAACGAAACGUGCGUCUAUCGCGGAAGAGACCCCGCGGACGACGCGACAGUCGGCCCGACUACGGUCACAUGGGAGUCUGAUCUCUAACGAAGACGCUCAAUCCGAAGAAGGGCCUGCCCCAAAGAAGCCCGAACCAAGUCCAUCUGCCGGCCUGGCUCCUGCUACCCGGACUAGAAAUCGGAGUCGGCACGUCAUCGAGAACAAUGACGCUGUCAAUGGUGCCAAUGAUGUUGCAAAAUACCUGUCCCCGGAGGGCAUUGCACCGGACGCCGUCGUCGACAAGUCCCAGGAUCCGGACAAUUCCAUGGAGCCGAAUACACAUUCCGCGGAACAGACCCAGAAACAGGGCUCUCCAUCUGACGGCAAAACGGAAAUGAACGGCCGGAUGAACGACGGCAUGAAAGAUGCAGCCAAGAGUAUGAAAACCCCCAGCCCGAUCCUGUCUCGCAAGCGCAGGGCUUCCGAACUCGGUCAGAGCGGCACAGGCGAGAAUUCCAGCGUGUCGGUCUCACCGACGAAGAAGCUGAAGCUGGAAGAAGGCGAACCAGAACAGGCCUCCGAACGGCAGGACCAAAGCACUGCCAAUGGCAAGAUGGAAUCACACUCCCCGGCGGAGGAAUCCAAAGUCGGAGAUGAAUCUCGCCAAAUCACAGAGGAAGUUGAAGGAUCAACGCCUGAGACUGUUCCGGAGCCCACCGCUGCCAAGGCAACGAGGGGUGGGCGUUACCGGGGCCGUGGUCGCGGGGGACGGAGUCGUGCUGGCGCCCGCUUUGCAGGGACCCGACGUGGACGGGGUGGAACCCGUACCCGAGGACGGUCAACUCGUCAGACGGACCGGUCGAGCGAUGUUGAAGCAGAACGAUCUCCUUCUCCAAGCGCCGCCACGCAACGGCUUCGGGACCGGCAGCGCGAAUUGGACAAGACAUUCAAGAGGGUUGCGGCGGCUCAGCGUCUCGCUUUGGCGGUGCUCGCCACACAGUCCCAGAAGAAGCUCGCGCGUGAUAAGAACGCUCACAAGAACGUCCCUGAGUGGGAAGAGGUCAACUAUCUCUUGAAAGCCCGGCUCCAGGAGCGGCAGGAGGUCUUUCGCCGCGAGUAUGAAUACAAAGUUGCCCAGGAGAACAGGCUCUUUGCCGCUUACCAGGAGGUCAUCGAGGAGCGAUUUAGGGCGUCCGCUCGUCAUAUACAGGAGGAGCAUUUACUGGCCAGCCAGGGCGAAUACAUGGCCUUUGUGGAGGGACGUCGCGCGGCGGAAGACGAUGAACAUACUGAGACGGACGGCUCUGAGACCGAGGCCGACAGAGGCCCUGUCGCACCACCGACCAAACAAUUUGUGAGGGGAUGUAACUCGUCCGCCGUGCGCAAUCCUGCUGGCGCUGCAGCAUAUGACCGCGGGAGGUUUGGCUGGGACGAUUUUGUCCAGCGUGCCAAGCUGGGAGACGAUAUCGAUCCGCAGAUGAAGCAGAUGAGGGAAUCGGGACCUUUGGCCGGCCUAUCCGCCUCCGAAAUUAUCAGUCUACUGCUGGAUGCCACGGGAGUGGUGGAGGUGCCCCAGAAUGGAGCGGAUGGGGCUCCGCCCACUACGUUGCCUGAUGUCCGCCCAACAGCCCUGUCUGCCUUGGCUGAUGCCGCGGCCGCGGAGCUGCCUCGUCCCUCUAUUACCCAGACCACUCCGCGGCUCCCUAGCCAUCGAACACUACUCCCGCAGCCGUCGACCGAUCAUCGACCCUUUGUUCUGCCACCACCUACGCCCCGACAACCGCCGCGUCGACUGUUACCUGCCGGGCAACAGAUUCCCGCCAUCUCCGAGCAUCUUGGAUUGCCCGACCCCUUCUCGCCGAUGGGCGGUCCCCCACAGCUCCCUCCUCCGCCGGGGUCGAACUUUCAGCGUCCUCCGCUACCUGGCUACUUGGCUGGCCCGCACCCGUCUAGUCGGUACUUCCCUCCGCCUCCGCCUCCGGGACAUCGCCCUCCAUACUAG
Aspergillus terreus NIH2624 is the source of this 2466-nucleotide messenger RNA. RefSeq lists its product as uncharacterized. Lineage: Eukaryota; Fungi; Ascomycota; Eurotiomycetes; Eurotiales; Aspergillaceae. The record is from RefSeq and is a predicted model, not a curated record. The transcript is spliced from 3 exons. The coding region runs from base 1 to 2466 and encodes 821 amino acids.